This is a messenger RNA of Trypanosoma rangeli, 414 nucleotides long. Its product is annotated as DNA-J protein. The coding region runs from base 1 to 414 and encodes 137 amino acids. The record is from RefSeq and is a predicted model, not a curated record. NCBI's taxonomy places the organism in Eukaryota, Euglenozoa, Kinetoplastea, Trypanosomatida, Trypanosomatidae. The transcript has a single exon.
AUGGGAAGCUUUGGGGUUGAUGGUGUAAAAGUUGUGGUGCGUGCCAAUUUUAAGUCUUCACAUGGUGGAUUCCCACCUUCAUCCUUGCCAUCUCGGGCCGUUGGUUCUGCCGCUGCAGGAACUCCUGGGGCGGCGAUGAAUAAGGGGCGACCGGGCCGGCUUUCAAAAGCGGAGCAGCUGCGACUAAAUAUUAUGCGGAGGGGGCGGGAGCAGCAUUACCGGGGAUGUAUGGCGGCGCUUGUUGAGAGCGAGAAGGAGAAUCGCGCGCGCCUGCUGGAGAAAAUUGAGGCCGACUUGGAGAACGAACGGCAGAGUUUUAGAGAUUGGCUGGCAGCCGGUGACCUCGUAAUGAGGGAGGAGGAGCCGGCAUGGAUCACACAUGCAAACCAACAUACGUCUGGCAAACAGAACUGA